AAUCCACUUACCUUUAAUUAUUUCUUGUUAAGUAUAAAUAUUAUUUCAAAUCUGCUCCCUUAAUAUGCACUUUUUUACUGCUUUUCCUACCUAACACGUUACCAGGAAGUCACGUUACCAGAGUCAGAGUAAUAGUGAACACGUUUGACAGUGAUUGUCGUCGCCUCAUAUUCAGCGUCGACGAAUAGGGGAAUCCCCAGUCAUAAUGUAUUGCAUGCGUGGCGGUCUUACUUCAAAUCCAUAAACAAAGAGAUAAUUACAGAACUCGAUACUAGAUGGCGCUGUUUUUGUUUGAAGAAAGUUUGCGGGCUAAAAUACAUAGAAUUUCAUCAAUGACUUCCACAAAGAACAACAUUUCUGUUUUUUCUAAGUCCGUAUCUCUUCCGUAUAUUUCAUAAGAUAUAAGCUUGGGCUACAUUGUUAUGCAACGUGAUUUUGUCGCUGUCUUGCUAGCAGGGUUGACAGAUAUACGAUUUAAAUCGUACUCAUACUAUUAUUUGUCUAUUUUUUAAUGUACGAUCGUAAAGAUUAUGAUCGUAAUUCGCACAAAAACAUACGACUUUUUGGUUACCUGGCAACAUUUUUAUUAUGAAACGAACAUGCUCACAUCAUCAGUCACAUGCAACAAUUUAUUGGGGAUUUCCCCUUCACAUCUGGCAGUCCUGCUUGCUAGAAUAUAGGUAAGUCAGCCACAGUUACUGACGAUCGAUAUUUAAAGGGUAUUGUUUUUGUGCUAAAUAUUUCAUAAAAACGUUAUUUAAUACUUUGUGGAUUAUUAAUUUAGUUGAUAAUCACUGGAAGUAAAAUGGAUGCUAAUUUGAGAGAUCAAGAUCUUCGUAUAAAACAGUUAAUAAAAGAAAAUCUACAAAGAAAAAAAUGUCUGCCAAGCCGUAGCCGAAGCCGAUCUCCAAAUAUAUUUGGCGAUAGUGAGACCCAGUGUCCAGAUGAUUUACCCAGCGUCGUCGCAACAAAGAAAAAAAACGAGGAUAAAGUAAAAGAAAAUUUACUGAAAGAAGAAACAAACUGUUCUAAAUGCUUAAUUUAUGGAGAAGAGGAUAAAAGAAAUGAGUAUUUCGGACUGUUAGUGGCUCAAGAAUUUAAAUAUAUACGGCCAUGUGUGCGAACGAGGUGUUAUGAAGAAAUUUUAAAGUAUCUACGGGAAGCAAAAGGCCAACAUGUUGAUCAACUGCAACAUGAAAACACUGAAAAUUAAUUACUUUCAUUUUAUUAUAUAUAGAUUUUUAAAAUUUCCUGAAAUAUUAUUAGUUAACGUUUUAUUUAAUAUUGUAGAAUUGAUCAAUACAAUUUAUAAAAAUAAUUUAUUGGUAUUACUUACAUAUUUUCAAAAAAAUACGUAAAAACCUAUUUUUUUGGGUGAUUAUGGGAGUUUAUGGGUGUUUAUUGGGUUUUUACCAAAGCACCGGGUUUAAACCC
Messenger RNA from Galleria mellonella (greater wax moth), 1434 nucleotides. RefSeq lists its product as uncharacterized. Bases 806 to 1213 code for a protein of 135 amino acids. The record is from RefSeq and is a predicted model, not a curated record. Lineage: Eukaryota; Metazoa; Arthropoda; Insecta; Lepidoptera; Pyralidae. The transcript is spliced from 2 exons.